Molecule: messenger RNA, 1185 nt
Organism: Purpureocillium takamizusanense
Lineage: Eukaryota; Fungi; Ascomycota; Sordariomycetes; Hypocreales; Ophiocordycipitaceae
Exons: 2
Coding region: 38-904 (288 amino acids)
Source: RefSeq, a predicted model, not a curated record
CACCGAACAUGUCGUUGCUCAUGCCGUGACAUAAAAGAUGUCUGUCACAACGGCCACGCCAACAACAACACAAGCUCCGGCUCUGACCACAACCUUCACCCCUGAGUCCAGCUGCCUAGUGGACUUGUAUAAGUACGACUACACGGGCUCACUUGUCGAUUGUCACUCCACCCGCUGCAACUACUUUCAGCUCGGCGGAUCGUCCAGCUCUUCCGCUUGCUUUCCGUCAGGCUGGACAGAGGUACCCACGCGCUACUUCUCCCCGGGAGUCUGCCCAUCGGGAUACCAAGUAGCCUGUUCAAGCAUCGUCGGCAGCGAGACACGAGCAACAUGCUGCCCUAUCUCCUACACAUGCCACCAACAAACUGACGGCGCAUGGCCGUGGUACAGCACGAAUUUGUGUACCGUAGAUUAUCCUGCCAUCGUACCAGUGACAUACACUACUAGUCGUGUCGGCUCUGGCUGGACCACCACUGUAGUGGACGGAGGAGGCGUCAACGCCUAUGGCUUAGCUAUCAGGUGGAAAUCAGGGGAUUUUGCGAGCGCAACCUCGACGACGACACGCCAAACCGCCGUACUCAAGUCACCAUCGAUCGAGACAACAGGCAGCACGCGACCGACCAAUAUUGCAAUGCCGCAACAGCCAGACAAAGGAUUGUCCACGGGAGAGAAGGUUGGCAUAGCGGCGGGGGCCGUUGGCGCCGCCGCUUUCCUCGUGGUUGCUUGCCUGUUCUUCUUCAUGUUCCUGCGCCGCCGCCGGCUUCCACAGACAACCACGAAGGGGAACUCGCCGCCGGAACCAUAUCCAAAGAGCGACUUGUACGUGUGUCAGCAGGAACAUAAGUUAUCAGAACUGCCUGCUAGGUUUCCUGGCGAACAUCAAAAACCAGCUGAGUUAGCCUGACCUAUCUAUCUCCGUACGAAUCCCAUGUACCCAACAUGGCAGAUAGGAACAUCUUACAUAUGCAAUGAUGGACGCCAAAGCCGAGAUCGCGUGGCGAGGAGUUCUACGAUUAAUGACUUGUAUUUAAUGCGCCUUGUCAUAUUUCCCGGUUCUCACAUAAUAGGUUGAUUGCUUCAUGAGCGAAAAGGCAGCAAUUGGAGAAUCUGGCUGGGGGAAUAAAUAACAUGGCGCUCUUCCAAUUGUCAGGCUAACUCUGUCACGCUGAAAUUAUCUAGCCUGCC